Caenorhabditis auriculariae is the source of this 2141-nucleotide messenger RNA. The record is from the annotation of a GenBank genome assembly. Lineage: Eukaryota; Metazoa; Nematoda; Chromadorea; Rhabditida; Rhabditidae.
AUGUUUUCUGAAACCGGAAAAGGCGGCGCCGAUUGUUUCUCCGUUUAUCCUGACACUUGGCGCCAGCUGCCCCUGUACUUGCCAUUGUUGGCGGAUCCCACUAGACUCCCUCCAAGGUCGUCAUUUGUUCGCCGCACGGAUUCAUCUCUUAUGUCAGGUUGUUAUGAGUGAAGAAUGGUGAGAAGCCGCCACAAAAUGGUACCAAAUCGGAUCAUUUUGUGUUACUCCCUAGCAAAACAUAUGGAAAAAAUGGUGUUGUCUGUAGAAAAUAUCUCAAAACUUUGGAAAAUAUGAGUAACAUCGUUUUAUCUUUGGAUAAACUUCAGACUUCAAGCAGUUUUUUUGUUUAUUUUUUAACUCGCAGAGUGAAAGUCGAUUCACCUCGAGUUAAAAAAAUUUUUUGCACGGAGAAGGGCUCAACGCUCCAUUUCUGUGAAGGGGUUACUAUAAAGGUGCAAAAAAACGGCUUGCGCGAGAUUGUCAGAAAAUUCAGAACUGACAGUGCUGUAAAAUCAAAAUAGUGUAAUUCUAAAACAAACCGCUACGCGACCGCAACGCGUUGAGCCAUUCUGAAUGCUACCAGAAAAUUAAAACAACUUCGUCGCGAAUGGAGUAAAAAUUAAAGGUCUAUUUUUGAACAUUUUUUAAUUUUGUCAAACUUGAAACAGUCCGAAUUUAUUUUUACAUUUUAAUCCAAAAAAUUUCUCUUGUACAAAUUUACAAAAUCCACGUUUUUCCUUAUUACCAGCCCUCUAACUAGCUUGAGAUUGACCUCAUAAUCCGAUUCAAGGAAUUAAGCUGCUUAAAAUCCUAGAUUAUUCCAGCACUUGCAAAAUCAUUAGGCCGUGUACUAAUUACGGGGUCCUCGAAAAUCCACAAGCGCAUCGUAUUGCUCAAUUGUCGAGCACUCUCUCCUGUCUGCACGCUCUCUCACCGCAGGUGGCUCCGACCAGUCUAUUAUACGGACAUUGGGUAAUUGGCGUAUGUGUUGGAUAAUAUUUGUUCAGUUGAAUGCGCGAAAUUAGGUGUCCGGAGAGUUUCCGGAGGAGUCGAGGAACGGCCCCCGGCAGCUGUUUCCUGUCGAGAAGAAAUGGCUGUGGAGCAUCGUUUCCGGAUCGGAAAUGGAGCAGAAUGAGGCUAUUAGUGGGGUUGAAAUGGACCAGUUAGUCAUGGUACCUUUCGAAAAAGUUCAAGCUUUUUGUUUAAAAAAUGUCUUUUAUUGAAGUUUUCGAACUUUCAAUCUGCACUUCUUUUUUUGAGCUAGUCUGACUUCAUAGGUUUUUUUUAAUGUUAAAUUCGAAGACUUGAGCCUAUCUUCAGAGGCCAUGCUCGCAUGCAGAAUGGCUCGACGUGUUUUUUUGGGCAGAGUCCCUUUUGUUGGGAACAAGGGUCUAGACUCUGAGAUUGCUACGCUUCCAUGUAGAAGUAGUUUUGGUCGGAUGCACAUCAUGAGCUACCGUUUCGCAGACGCUACGGGUUCAAUCCCUCUCUGUGCAGACAACCAAUUUAGAGUCAGAAAAAAAAAAAUAUCUAAAACGGAGCAAAACUACAUUUAAAAUUACCAUUUGCUCCAAGUUUAAAAAACAGGUCUUCAGAUUAUUUUAACCACUAGAUUUACCUACUAUUCGGUAAACAAAUCUCACAAUUUUCAGAAAGAAAAAAAAAACGGGUUUUAUGAUGAACAGUAAUUCAAGUUCUCUCUAAAACUACAACUUAAAAAAUUUGAAAAACAAUUCAAAACAGCCUAAACAUGUUCACAGACUAUUUUAGAAAAAACCAACGACAGAAAAAAAACAUUUGACACAGGUCAAGGCUCAGAAUAAAAAAAUGUGUUGAUUUUUUUACAACUUUUUCAAUUUCUAUUACUAAGGCAAACCUUAAUCUCAGUCUCUCCAGAACCUUCAGAAUCCUCCGCCGUGUUCCAGAAGACCCCCAACGUAGCGUUGAGCGAUUGCACAUCGACAGGAGCCAUCCAACAUUGGGCCACAGAAGAAUGGAGCCGUAUUUCGCGCCUUGUCAUUCGUCGUCCGUCUUUGUCGCGCCUGAAUUCGCAUCGAAUCGUCGUUGACACGCCGGCUGAUCUAUGCGUGCCGAAGCUCCCUUUCAUGGCCGACUGUAGCCUUUCCCGUCGUGACAGUUGA